CCAAUCCUAUGAGAACUCAGCAUCCCAGCUCAUCUGAGCAGAUCCUGGAAGUGAUUUCUGCAGUUCAGGAUUUUUUCUUUUUUCUUUUUUUUUUUGUAUGUUAAAUUGAAAAUUUAGGUGUAUUUUUUUGUUCAUUUUUUUGGGGGGGUAUUUUUUUCUGCACAAAGAAGGAGUAUUUUUCACUUAUUCAUGCCGAGGCCAGCUUUUCAAAGCCAGCAAAGGGAGCAUCGGCCGGGCAGGAUUUAAAGCCUCUAUAGCUCAGCUGUGAAAAAAAAGCAUAAGGAAGGGAAGAUAAAAGGAGAGGAAGCUGGGAGAAGACAAGAAUCAUCUUUUUUUACUAUGUGGUAGGAACUGUUUAUAAGAAAAGAUAGUAUAGAAUUCUUUAUCUUGAGCAGUUGGUUCUUCAACUAUAAGGUAUUUUUCCUUGUUUCUUUUAAACCUCCCCCACCCCUUUUCCUGAAAGCUUUGUUUCAGAGCUUUGGAUUUGGGGGUUUUUUGUGAGGUCUUAUUUAUUUUUGUGGUGUGUGUGUGUGUGUGUGUGUGUGUGUGUGUGUGUGUGUGUUGUGGUCGCAGCUGAGUCAUCAUGUCUGCUCUGACGCCUCCAACUGAUAUGCCCACCCCCACCACUGACAAGAUCACACAGGCUGCCAUGGAGACCAUCUACCUUUGCAAAUUCCGGGUGUCUAUGGAUGGAGAAUGGCUCUGCCUGCGGGAGCUGGAUGACAUCUCCCUUACACCCGACCCCGAGCCUACCCACGAAGAUCCUAAUUAUCUCAUGGCUAACGAACGCAUGAACCUGAUGAACAUGGCCAAGCUGAGCAUUAAGGGCUUGAUCGAAUCAGCUCUGAACCUGGGCAGGACCUUAGACUCCGACUACGCACCUCUCCAGCAGUUCUUUGUGGUGAUGGAGCACUGUCUGAAACACGGCUUAAAAGCUAAGAAAACUUUUCUUGGACAAAAUAAAUCCUUCUGGGGGCCGUUAGAACUGGUAGAAAAGCUUGUUCCAGAAGCUGCAGAGAUAACAGCAAGUGUUAAAGAUCUUCCAGGACUUAAGACACCAGUUGGCAGAGGAAGAGCCUGGCUUCGUUUGGCAUUAAUGCAAAAGAAACUCUCGGAAUAUAUGAAAGCUUUGAUCAAUAAGAAAGAACUUCUCAGUGAAUUCUAUGAACCCAAUGCUCUCAUGAUGGAAGAAGAAGGAGCCAUAAUUGCGGGACUGUUGGUGGGUCUGAAUGUCAUUGAUGCCAACUUCUGUAUGAAAGGAGAAGAUCUGGACUCUCAGGUUGGAGUUAUAGAUUUUUCAAUGUAUCUUAAGGAUGGGAACAGCAGUAAAGGUAGUGAAGGAGAUGGUCAGAUUACUGCAAUUCUGGACCAGAAGAACUAUGUAGAGGAACUCAACAGACACCUGAAUGCUACUGUAAAUAACCUCCAGGCAAAAGUAGAUGCAUUAGAAAAAUCCAACACUAAACUGACAGAGGAGCUUGCAGUUGCAAACAACAGGAUUAUUACCUUGCAAGAAGAAAUGGAACGAGUUAAAGAGGAAAGUUCCUACAUCCUGGAAUCCAAUCGGAAGGGUCCUAAGCAAGACAGAACUUCAGAAGGGCAAGCACUAAGUGAAGCAAGAAAGCAUUUAAAGGAGGAGACACAAUUACGAUUGGAUGUCGAGAAGGAGCUGGAGAUCCAGAUCAGCAUGAGGCAGGAGAUGGAGCUGGCCAUGAAGAUGCUGGAGAAGGACGUGUGCGAGAAGCAGGACGCGCUGGUGUCCCUUCGGCAGCAGCUGGAUGACCUCAGGGCUCUCAAGCACGAACUCGCCUUCAAGCUGCAGAGUUCAGACUUAGGCGUAAAACAGAAAAGUGAACUAAACAGUCGCUUGGAAGAGAAGACUAAUCAGAUGGCCGCUACCAUCAAGCAACUCGAGCAAAGAUUGCGCCAGGCUGAGCGAGACCGCCAGUCUGCGGAGUUGGACAACCGGCUCUUCAAACAGGAUUUCGGAGACAAGAUCAACAGUCUGCAGCUGGAGGUGGAGGAGCUCACCAGGCAGCGGAACCAGCUUGAGUUAGAACUAAAACAGGAAAAAGAAAGAAGAUUACAAAACAACAGGAACAUCCCAGGGAAGGGUUCCCAAAAGCCAGAACCCAAGAUGGAUGGGAAGCACAAAAUUCAAGAGGAAAAUGUUAAACUAAAAAAGUCCCUGGAAGAAAACCACAGGCUGCAGUCUCACCCUGUGGAUGAACAGGAUCAGCCGCUGCUCUCUGCAAAGCCACAAGUGUGUCAGCUAUGCCACGAGGAUGGCAGCCCAUCAAAGAAUGUGUGUAAGAACUGCACGGGAACCUUCUGCGAUGCCUGCUCAGCAAAUGAACUGCCUCUUCCUUCCAGCAUCAAGCCUGAGCGAGUUUGCAAUCCCUGUCACAAGCAUCUGAUGAAGCAGUAUUCCACCAGCCCGUCGUAAGCCCGGAAGCCGAGACCUGGACCGAAAUGGUGACGCGGGGCCGUCCUCUACCUGUGUCAGAUGUCAGCAUCCCCUAAUGCCCAGGCCUUAGAAUCCACUAGAGUUGACGGGAGUGAGUUAAGUAAACUAGGUCCAGGGAGAAAACGCAGUUGAGGGUGGGGGAAAUUUUGCUCAUUUUCCCUAAUGACCGUAUGAAUAAAAGUUAACUCAGCUGAGCCUUUCUCUUCUACAUCUAAAGAGCCCUGCUUUGAAGGGCUUAUUUUACAGCGUAUCUUUGGAAAGGCUAUUCGUGUUUAUGAGUAGUGUUAAUAAUGCUGGGGUGGAUGUGAUAGAGUCCAAGCAGGUAAGAAUAAAAGGAAGAUGGUCAUCUCCCUCUGUUGCAUUUGCAGUUUCAAGGGAGAGAAAGAGAAAUGUUAAUUGAGAUCAAAAUGACAAAUGUUACAUAUUUUCCCAGGUGCUGUUAGACAACAAUGUUUCCUCUUCACCCCCACUAACUACCUCUUUUUUAAAGUCUCUCUUACCAAACUGUGAACCCAAACUCAGGGAAAAGAAAUUAAAGAGUAAUAUAAAUUCUGAAUGUAUGAAAAACAAUAUUGUAAUAUAUUAUAAUUUCAGGACCAGAAUAUCCUGGUCUUGGCCUACAAGGGUUUUCAUUAUCAGAAGAAGAAAGAGCAUUUGUCAUUUUUCUAUUUAAGGACUUCAAAACUAACUAUCUGCCCUUUUCAGAAUCUCCUACCACCAAACAAGCCAGCUCUCUUCCCCAGCGCCUCCCUCCUCUCCAAAUUAUAAUGGAAAUUGUUUUAAAGAUAGGGUUUGACUUUUGCAAAUAGCAAAUGUUGAUUAGAGCAAAGUCAAGUCAGGUAUAGAGUAAAGCAAGUUUAAUUUGUGGAUGGCUGAGAACAGUUAGCUCAGACUGUUUAUUGGAUUAUUUCUUGAAUAAGGGAUUCCUCAUUCUGAGCCCAGAAUCAGAGCUGGUAGACAGGUUUCCUGGAGAGGGCAACACGGUCAUCCCCAUCAUCCACGGGGGACUCCACGAGCGCUCGAGUCCCUUACGUGAAGUGGCGCAGUAUCUGCGCAUACCCUGCGCGCACCCUCCCGUGUGCUUUAGAUCGUCUCCGGAUCACGCACACUACUGAACGCAGCGCCGACACGGCGUUUCAUCUUUGUGGCUUUGGCAUAGUCCUUGGUGCACUCGGUGAAUUCAAGUUUGCUUCUUUGGAACUUUGUGGAAUUAUUUUUCCAAAUAUGUUUGAUCCGCAGUUGGUUGAAUCCAUAGAUGGAUGUGGCGAGCUGACUGCGCCCCAACAUCUAUUAGUAACAAACACUGGGGGAAAGAGGAAGUGUAUUCAGCAAGGGAAGGAAAGAAAUGGUGUACACUACUUUGAUUAUGUUACAUACGGCUAGAUUGUGUGAUUACAAUUAAGAUCUAAGAAGAUACGAUUCUGUGACUAGCUUAGAAUUCUGGGGUGGAAACAUCUGGAACCAUUUUUUAUUUGAUAAAUUCUGUCUCCUAGAAAGGUUUACAGCCUGGAAAGAGUUGUUAUUCCAGAAGUCUGGCCUGUUACUUAGUGAAGCUGAAGUUUAAGAAUAUAAGGA
This is a messenger RNA of Propithecus coquereli (Coquerel's sifaka), 4042 nucleotides long. It is a transcript of the gene RUFY3, whose product is annotated as RUN and FYVE domain containing 3. Gene Ontology annotation, biological process: regulation of axonogenesis. The transcript has 18 exons. Gene Ontology annotation, molecular function: metal ion binding. The record is from RefSeq and is a predicted model, not a curated record. Bases 584 to 2446 code for a protein of 620 amino acids. Gene Ontology annotation, cellular component: cytoplasm. NCBI's taxonomy places the organism in Eukaryota, Metazoa, Chordata, Mammalia, Primates, Indriidae.